CUCAUCAUUUCCCCGCCAGGGAAAGGGCGGGGCUAACGACGCCGCGGAGCUUGGCCCUGGCUGCCGCCGCCGCCUGCUCUGUACACGGGGAAGAAACGUGAGAGUGGCCGCUGAGCCAGAGAGAGCCGCGGCGCGUCGGUGCGCACACGGGCUCUGGGCAGUGCCAGGGGAGAGGAGAAGGACUGACUCCCCCAGCCGAGGAGCAGCCGCCUCCCCCGCCGCCUCUGAUUUCUGCCCAGAACGGCAGCAUCUCUGCCCGCUCCUUUAUUUUUAUUUUUUAUUUUUGCAAAUUUGCGUAGAGUCUUUGUGUUUUGUGUGUGUUUGGUUUUUUUUUUUUUGCACGCCCCUGCUAAACAAAGAGAAGGGGGGGGGGCUCUGGGAGAAGACAUGCGUUCCGUCAGGAAGAGGUGGACUAUCUGCACGAUAAGUAUUCUCCUGAUCUUUUAUAAGACAAAAGAAAUAGCAAGAACUGAGGAGCACCAGGAAACGCAACUCACGGGAGAUGGUGAGUUGAGUUUGAGUAGAUCAAUGCUCAAUAGCUCUGAUAAAAUAAUUCAAAAGAGUGGCUCUUCAAUCUUUCAUCGUUCUGUAGAAGGCUGGAAAAUCAAUUCUUCUUUGGUACUGGAGAUAAGGAAGAAUAUUCUUCGAUUUUUGGAUGCUGAAAGAGAUGUCUCAGUGGUCAAAAGCAGCUUCAAGCCAGGAGACGUAAUUCACUAUGUGCUAGACAGACGUCGCACCCUGAACAUUUCUCAAGAUUUGCAUAGCCUCCUUCCUGAAGUUUCACCAAUGAAGAACCGUCGGUUUAAAACAUGUGCAGUUGUGGGCAAUUCUGGCAUCCUCCUGGACAGUGAAUGUGGAAAGGAGAUUGACAACCAUGACUUUGUAAUAAGGUGCAAUCUAGCCCCUGUGGUGGAGUUUGCUGCAGAUGUGGGAACUAAAUCUGAUUUUAUUACCAUGAAUCCAUCAGUUGUACAAAGAGCAUUUGGAGGCUUUCGGAAUGAGAGUGACAGAGAAAAAUUUGUGCAUAGACUAUCCAUGCUGAAUGACAGUGUCCUUUGGAUCCCUGCUUUCAUGGUGAAAGGCGGAGAGAAGCAUGUGGAGUGGGUUAAUGCAUUAAUCCUUAAGAAUAAAUUGAAAGUGCGAACUGCUUAUCCAUCACUGAGACUUAUUCAUGCUGUCAGAGGCUACUGGCUGACAAACAAGGUCCACAUCAAACGACCCAGCACCGGUCUCCUCAUGUACACGCUCACUACCAGAUUUUGUGAUGAAAUUCACCUGUAUGGGUUCUGGCCAUUCCCAAAGGAUUUAUAUGGAAAACCAGUCAAAUAUCAUUACUACGAUGAUCUAAAAUAUCGGUACUUUUCUAAUGCCAGCCCUCAUAGGAUGCCAUUAGAGUUUAAAACUUUACAUAUGUUACAUAACCAAGGAGCACUGAAAUUAACAACAGGGAAAUGUGUGCAGCAAUAAAGCACAUGUAAAGUACAAUAUAAAGUACAGAAUAGUCACUUCGUCAUAAAGAUGUUGUGAAAGGCAAUGGGAUCCAACAGAGGAUAUAUUUCAAUACCCACUAAGCCAUUGAGAAAAGGAAGCUUACCUGAAGUCCAUGACCAGCUGAUAUUAUACCUGUGAAGUGCUAUAAAACUAAGAUAUCUUGACUGCAAGGGUUCAAGUAAGUGCCACUUUCACUAAGAACAAAGCUUGAAUGUAUAAUCAGUAGUGUUUACAAGAUCCAAUGAUGCAUUCAUCGUCAAUUAAUGAAGAAGCAAAUAGUCCAUUUAAUGCUGACUUGCCACCACAAAAUUGAGCGGCUUAUAGAAGAAAUACCCAGCAGAUGGAAUCUGUCCUUGGGGAAAUAAAACAGCCUUUGUCAUCAGAAAUCAUGGUGGAAUUAGUGGAGAAAGUGAUGUCUAUAUGAUUAAAUAGAUCAAGUAAAUGCCUUCAGUCAGGAGACUGUUUGACCUUGUAUUAUAACCUCAUUGUUUUUGUUGGUGUUUUUUCUGAUUGCUGUUUUAUUCAUUUGGGUAUUGGAAUCCUUAAAGGAUUUUAUGAGGACAAUAGGAACAAUUAAAAAUAAAAUCUUCAAAGAGUUGUAUUUGAAGAAAUAAGUUCUUAUUGGAGGGAAAUCAAAUACUUAAAAAAUAUUUGUUGUAUCCUGCUGUUGCACAACUCUAAACCUCCAGAUUGCUUUUUUUAACUGCGGUUGUCAGUACCAGCUAAACAGAACCACUAUGAGAUUGGUAAUUUUGAGCCAUUCUUAAGGAAAAGUUUCUGUUACUUGCCAACUGGGGAGGACGUACUUAAUAAGAAGGUGCCCUUACAUUUGGUACCAAAGAUUACACUGAUUUUUUUUUUGUAUACAAAUACCUUUGUUUUUCUUUUCAUGCAGAAAAUGUACAUUUAGUACUGUGUUGCUGUGCUGCUGAAGGAAAAAUGUUUUUGGGUAUUGUUUUCUAUUGGAAUAUAUGUUGCCUACUUUGUUUGAAUGAAGAGCCUCAAACAAAUUCCUUAUGCUGACUUUGUCCCAGGUGAUUUGUUUUGUAGAAAUAUCCAGAUUGUUUUUAUUCCAUGCACUUAAACAUAUGAGUGUGAUUUUUAUUUCCGUUGGAGCAAAAUUUUCAGUUUUUAAUUACUGUAAUAAAAGAAUUAAUGACAAAGAAUUAAUGUAGCAAAAUUUUGCACUAUGUAAUAUCCCUGUCAUUGGAAUGGGUAAAAAAACUGAAUGGAAAAUAAAGCAUAAAUUGAACAAAGUCCUUUUUAAAUCUAAAUUUCUUAGUGUUGGACAAUAAACCUGUCUUGUAUCAGUCUAAGAUGCUGAUAAGUAACUGAUGAGAAUAGCACAUUGCUGUAUUAUUCCCAUAUCAGUUAUAGUCUUCCAAACCUCCCUCACUCACUCAUUCAUUUUCUUACUCAGAACAACUGCUCUUGCCCUGUACUUGUCCAAGAAAGAGAUUUAGAAGUGGCAGAAGGAGUAGCUUCAGGAUCUAGUACAGAAGAGUCUAUAGUACCAUUUCUUAGACUGUUCAUAUCACAGACUUGGGUAAUGAGAGUGAUUGAAUGCAUUAGAGUUAAGCAAAAUCAGGACUUCCUUUUUAGAAUGUGUAUAUCAGGAAACUUAACACCUGACACAUGAGCAAGGAUGCACCUAUUUAAAAAGGGGAAGAGCUAGGUUAAAGAACUUUACUCACACCUUGGUAGAGGAAUGACUGUAGCCAAGUGAAGACCCCCCCCCCCAAUCCCAACUGCUGGUCUUGGACGUGAUGGUUCUAGUGGAAUGAGCGCCAUAUUAUACUUUCACUCUGAUUGCUCCCUAAUGACAGUGGGGUCUGAAGCCUGAUUAUGUCUCCAGUCAUGUGUCAGGCUCCAGAACUAGCACUUAAGAAAGUUUUAAGAGCAUAUCUUUGCCUUGUUGACUAACUCCUCCUUCCUCCCCCCUGCAUCUAUACAACACAUGGUGGGUUUUAGCCCUAAAGGAUAAAUCUUGUUCCUAAUUUGCGGGUCCAGGAUUCAUUACACAUGGCAAAGGAAAGUCUAUAAUCAUGCAAGUCCACUAGCCAGACUCCCCUCAGAGGAGGACACAGAACUUAUUACUGCAGCCAACAGACUGUGGUUUGAAAGCACAGCUGUCCAUCUCAUAGACAUAGUCAACAUUUCCCCCCGCCCCCACCCCCACCAAGCUUUCCUGCACAACACUUGUUUGCUUUGGCUUUGUGCUGGGGUCCAAGAUUUGGCCUACAUGAUCAUGGAUUAAUACCUUUUUUGUUUUGUUUUUUUAUUCCAGAAAUCAUAGGGGAAUCACUUAGAGCUACUUGGCAGCACUGAAUGGAACAUAUUUAAAUUGGGUUUGAAAAACUGCAAAACUGUGUAGGGUAAACAUUAAAGGUUUGCAUUUAAAAACAAAUAUGGGUGAUAUCCUUGUUAACAGUAAGUAUGCAUGGAGGUCAUCUUGUUCCACCCAUUAUUUUUUAUAGAAUGAUUGACUGUCCACUGAGAGAUGUACUGAUAUCCAUGUCAGAGAAGCUCAGAGUAGUGCCUUUUUAGCUUAUUCACAUACCUUUAUUACUACAUACUUCGUGGUCUGUGAAUUUGGGCUCCCUGUUGAGAUGGCAGUGUCUACAGUCAAAAAAGGGCUUCCUCGUGGAUUAAAAUUGUUUUUUUCUGCCCCAUCUCAGGGAACUUUUUAAUACUCCAAUAUGAGUUCAAUGAAGAUAAAGUUCAAAGUAGAUAGACAUGCUUUAUUUCCCAUUGCACAAAAAAAAUGGCUUUUUAGUAGACUUAGGGAAACUAGUGAGACCUAGAAACAGAAUGGUAGAUGAGUUUUUUCCUGUUCAGAUUUAAAAUUCAGCAGAUGAAGAUUGGGGGGAAGUAGGCAGAAUAUGAAUGAGUAUUUAGAAGAUAUGCAUGAGCCUAUUUUGCAGUGUUCACAUCUAAUUCUGUUGAUAAAACUGACCCCAGUGCAAAAACCACAAACAAACCCAGUAGCUCAAUGUAAUGCAGGGAGAUUCUUCGGUAGACUGAAAAGGGGGAUUCCCAGUCCUGUGUCCAUUACUGCAGCCACCUUCCCCAUGAUCCUGUAUCUCCCUUUGUGAAGGUCAAUGUCCAGUAAAUCUUCUCCACAUCAGCAGAUCCAUGGAUGCCAGCCCAUCCCUGGCCUGCCAUGCCCUGCUCCUAAACACUGCUGCACGAGGAUUACAGAGCUGGUGUCCAUAAUAUACAGGGCUGCCCCUGGACCUCCAUUCAAAUUCCCCAAAUCCUCCCCUCAACAGUGAAAUCACACUGCUUCCAUUAUGUGACCCUCUUUUUCCUGUGGAGGUUGGUGAAGGAUUGGCCUCAUUGAACUUAUAUGGAGGUUUAAAUAUGGCAUAGGGCCUAUGCAAGGGAAUGGAUUUCACUGUGUGGUUCUUCAACUCACAGUACAACAAUCUAGCUCAAAUCUGCAUAGCAGCUUUGGAUGAGUUCUGUUGUUUUCAUCUCCCUACACUGCUUACAGAACUGCUAGUAUAAACAUCAAUUGUAAUUAUUGCCCAACACUUAUCGCUGACUUAUGUUAACUAGAGAAAAUAAAAUGGACAAGUUGUCCGCCUGCUAUAAUGAUAACCCAUUUGGUGGGGAUAUGAAACCGGACAUCAGAUUAAGCUGAUUAUGAAUGAGGAAUGGUCUCAAAUGACUGACUUCUUCCUGCACAAGAUAUAGCAAUCACCGGUAAUGAUUCUAGCAAAUAUGUUUUUAAAAGAAUAAUAAUUGAAAGCAAAAUUCUGGAAACUGUCUGUUAUGUUGCCAGAAUCUUGAGGCUGAGCUACAGUGAGGCAAAGUUAGCAGAGGAAUUUGUUUUCAUUCAAACAUGUUUGUUGUAAAUGAUUUAUAAACUAGUAUUUUUACAUUUCUUUGUCAGGGACCCUCUCUCCUGUGGUUUAAUGGAGAAUAUAUUUGCUUGUUAAGUUUGCAGUUUUCUACCCCAGUUCCCUAAAUGACCCCCUCAAGCAUUGAACUCACAACACUGGGUUUAGUAGGUCAAUGUGCAAAGCACUGAGCUAUCCCUCCACUUCUUCCUCUCUCCUUUUCUAC
Mauremys reevesii (Reeves's turtle) is the source of this 5562-nucleotide messenger RNA. RefSeq names its product ST8 alpha-N-acetyl-neuraminide alpha-2,8-sialyltransferase 4 (gene ST8SIA4). The transcript has 5 exons. Gene Ontology annotation, molecular function: alpha-N-acetylneuraminate alpha-2,8-sialyltransferase activity. Bases 388 to 1467 code for a protein of 359 amino acids. NCBI's taxonomy places the organism in Eukaryota, Metazoa, Chordata, Testudines, Geoemydidae. The record is from RefSeq and is a predicted model, not a curated record. Gene Ontology annotation, biological process: oligosaccharide metabolic process; N-glycan processing.